CUGGUCGUGGUCACAUGUAUUUAUUGUAUUUCCAUUUUUGUGCCGGUUACAAAAUAAAAAAUAUGGCGACCUCAAGGCACGACGUCGAUAAAGAAAAUACACAUAAAACAAGAAUACCGCUGCCAAAAGAUCCAUUACCAGCAUUGCCGAGUCAUUUAUUAGAGGAUAGUCAUAGUAAAAAGCAUCUAGAACUUCCAAAAAGAUGUCCUCUAAGGACUUUGCUUGCUCAAAACAUUCCCAAACCUGGCCCUAGUAAAGUGGUGCCAUUAAAACCUCGCAUACCCCUGAAGAUUGAUACUAAACAUGUUACAGUAAGGCAGAAAAGUGACGAUUUAGAUUGGCAUUAUACAGUGUUCAAAGAUAGAAGAGAAGACAAAGAAGCAAGUGUUAUAUCUAUUAGUGAUGAUGAAAGACAUUUGGAUGAUAAGAAUAGCCGAAAACAUUUUGUAGAGAAUAAAAAGAAAAAUACUUUGGGAGUAAACGCUGUGACGCCUAAUCUGCAGGAAUGCUUGGAAUCAAACCGUAUUAAGAAUAUAAAAAGGAGUUUGAAAAGACCUCAUAGUCGAGAGUUACAGGGUCUGUCACCACCGGCCCCUGUCAAACAACAAAAGGAUGAUGAAAAAGUAAAAAAACGUUUACAAUUUAAUGAAACUUUACAAGAAAGACUUGGGACUCCGGAUUUCUGGAAGAGGUCAUACAUGCGAUGUCUUAACAGAGAUUAUUCUGCGGACAUGUUCGAGUAUCUCCUGGAUGUGGAGCGUAAGCCUCUUGAUGUGCCUCGCACUCCUAGUGUCUCCAGGGCAUGUGUUAUCAACUGGUUAAUAAAAAUUAAUGGAACGUUUGGCAACCCAGCCGUUGUCCAAACCGCGUGUUGGUACUUGGACUCGAUCUUAGGAACUGGUCACGUCCAGGUGGAAAGGCUACAAUUGGUCGCAGCAGCCUGUUACUGGAUAGCGCAGAAAUUGAAUGGUCCAGUGAUGCCAGCGAUGAGACUCGUGAGGUACUCGUGUUCAGCCUUCACUUGUGAGAAGCUGUUAGCCACUGAGAAAGCUGUGCUGAUAAGAUUGAAAUUUCCCCGGCAGCCGGUGGUGGCCCAGGAAUUCAUAAAUUACUUAGCAUGGUGGUGUGCGGGUGACUGCAGUGGUGAGAUAGAAGUGGCAGCCACCUUCCUCGCCAUGUGUGGAAUGAUGGUGGACCGUUUUCUUUGUGAUGAGUACCCGUCAGUGAUUGCUGUGGCAGCUGUCAGAAAUGCUGUGCUUCUGCUAAGGAAAAGGGAGCUGUUGGCACGACUACACGAGAGUAACAUAUUCAAAAUUGCAGAGAAAAAAGCAACAAGUUUAUCGUACACUUGUGCUGUUUUACGUCGGGCUGUACGUACUGUGGGUGCUCCAAUGUACGAAUACAAAACACCUCUGGAACAUUAUGGCAUGGCUCCGAACCACAUAGCACAGAAGAUCAUCAGAGCAUCCAACGACUUAGCUCUUAUGGAAGUAAGAGUUUCUGAGUCAAGGUUAAAACCAAACUGAUGAAUAUAUAAAAUUCUACCUCUAUACAUGUGAACUAGAAUUAAUAGACCUAGAUGAUUACAGUGACUAUACUAAAGUUACGACAUUGAAUAAUGUUUUAAGUGAACAUAGAUUUUUAAAUGACAUUAGGAAUUGUUUCAAUCGAGUCAUUGCACUUUAGCAGACAAAAAUGGUAUGAUUAACGAAACAGAUCACGACUUUGAGAGUAGACUUUUUUAACGGACUGAUUUAAAUGAUCAUUAAUUUAGAAGUGGAGGUAAGUAAAUAAUAUAUUACAGAUGACUUUGACUAUAUUUUCGAACUGACUCGACUAGAGAGUAGGAAAACUUGAGACUGACUUCAAUGAUAUCGAUUGAGUUAUGUUAUGUAACAAAAUGACAUUAGAAGCUUUUUAGAGGUUAAUUUUUCUGUAAUUCGUUUUUAAAACAUGUAAAUAAUAAUUAGAUUUAAGAGCCAUUGAUCACAACACAAUAAUUCAAUUUUAUCAAUAACGAAUUUUGUGUUGUUUGUCCAUACAUUUUUGGUUGUUUUUUUUUUGUAUUUACGUCAGUUUUGUCCUUAUUUAUGGGUAUUUUAAAAAUUCCAGUUAUUAAUUUGGUCUGAAUGUUAAGCCAGAUAUUUGAUUAUCAUCCGUAUUUCCUUUGUCUACUAUUUACCAAUUUGCUUGUUUAGGACUUUUUUGUAUUCAUAAAUUCAGUUUCCAGUGAUUUUAUUCAAGUUAAAUACUCAAUUUCAUUAUCAUUUCUUAUUUGCCCUCAUCGUGCAGGUUCACGUUGAUUUUCUGACUAUAAAUUCUGACGAAAAUAGAUUAAUUACAGUAGGAUGACUGUCGUCAAAUAUAUAAAUACAUUUGUAAACAGUUUGGACAUUGUGAGUAAUACUAGUGAUUUGUUAAUUGUCAUCUCAAUACAUGUAAA
Molecule: messenger RNA, 2443 nt
Organism: Spodoptera litura
Lineage: Eukaryota; Metazoa; Arthropoda; Insecta; Lepidoptera; Noctuidae
Source: RefSeq, a predicted model, not a curated record